Manihot esculenta (cassava) is the source of this 814-nucleotide messenger RNA. RefSeq names its product major allergen Pru ar 1. Gene Ontology annotation, cellular component: nucleus; cytoplasm. The record is from RefSeq and is a predicted model, not a curated record. The coding region runs from base 182 to 664 and encodes 160 amino acids. The transcript is spliced from 2 exons. NCBI's taxonomy places the organism in Eukaryota, Viridiplantae, Streptophyta, Magnoliopsida, Malpighiales, Euphorbiaceae. Gene Ontology annotation, biological process: abscisic acid-activated signaling pathway; defense response. Gene Ontology annotation, molecular function: abscisic acid binding; signaling receptor activity; protein phosphatase inhibitor activity.
UGAAACAAGACAAGUCUGUCUAGCAGCCACGAAGGUGGAGGACUUUGAAAUUUUGUAAUUUCUCCGUUGGAAUUCAUAGUUUGUUAUUGCUAUCUUCCUAAUUAUGUAUAAGGAUAUAAAAGCAGCCUCUGCUUCUUACAAAUCUACAAAAAACAGCUUCUAAUCAAAGGGAUCAUAAGCCAUGGGUGUGUCUACCUUCACACAAGAAUACACAUCCCCAGUUGCCCCAUCACGUAUGUUCAAGGCCUUAAUUCUCGAUUCCAACAUUUUGAUUCCAAAGCUCUUACCCCAGUUCAUCAAAAGUGUGGAUGUAAUCCAAGGUGGUGAAGGUGCUGGAACCAUUGAACAAGUCAACUUCACUGAAGCCAGCAACUUGAAAUAUGUGAAGAAUCGAAUUGAAGAACUAGAUAAAGACAAUCUGAUGUGCAAGUAUACUCUGAUUGAGGGAGAUCCACUGGGAGACAAGCUUGAUUCUAUUGCUUAUGAAGUGAAGUUUGAGGCAGCAAGUGAUGGAGGCUCAGUUUGUAAGAUCACAAGCAAUUAUAUUACUGUCGGAGAUUUUACCAUCGAAGAAGAAACUUUUGAGGAUGGCAAGGACAAGGCUGUAGGGAUAUACAAAGUUGUUGAAGCCUACCUCUUGGAGAAUCCUCAUGUUUAUGCUUAAUGAUUUUUUUUUACCAUGUGAUUCGUUACAUUUAUACAUGCCCUUCAACUUUGGGCAGGGGAAAAAUAAACCUUUAUGCUUGUAAUUGUGAUGACUAUCACAACUUAUUAUAUUAAAUCCUUUAUCAAUUCAUUACAUCUUGUCAUUUUA